Humulus lupulus (European hop) is the source of this 1492-nucleotide messenger RNA. RefSeq names its product metacaspase-1. The transcript is spliced from 5 exons. NCBI's taxonomy places the organism in Eukaryota, Viridiplantae, Streptophyta, Magnoliopsida, Rosales, Cannabaceae. Gene Ontology annotation, molecular function: cysteine-type endopeptidase activity. Gene Ontology annotation, biological process: proteolysis. Bases 217 to 1338 code for a protein of 373 amino acids. The record is from RefSeq and is a predicted model, not a curated record.
AUUCAAUAGAAGUUUUCUUUUUGUUUUAUUUCAAAUUAUAAAUAUUUAUUUUGUUCCAAUCAAUCGAUCCAUCAAAACUAAAAUCUCAAAUUUUUUUUCUCUUUGAGCGUUCCUCUAUCUAAUCUUCCACUCUAUUAUCGGAAAUAUAUUUCUGUUAUUCCGAUUCUGCCCCUGACCACUCCAUUAUUUACAGUCAACACCACCGCCGCCGGCAUCAUGAAUCCUAUGUUGCUGGUCAACUGCGCCGGCUGCCGUACUCCGUUGCAGCUACCGCCGGGAGCCCCAUCCAUACGCUGUGCCCUCUGCCACGCCAUCACUCACAUCGCCGAUCCACGCGCAGUCCCUCCUUCUCAACCAUCGUCGACCUCACCUUACGCGCCGGUACCUCGUCCCUCCUCCCACGCGCCCCCUCCUCCGUCUCCGUAUGGACACGCGCCUCCGGGACCGCCCCCGAGCGCGCACGGGCGAAAAAGGGCUGUGAUUUGUGGGAUAUCGUACAAGUUCUCGAGGCACGAACUCAAGGGGUGCAUCAACGACGCCAAGUGCAUGAAGUACCUGCUGAUCAACAAGUUUAAGUUUCCGGCGGAGUCUAUUCUCAUGCUCACAGAAGAAGAAACUGAUCCAUACAGGAUUCCAACUAAACAUAACAUUAGGAUGGCUCUAUUCUGGUUAGUACAAGGAUGUCAAGCGGGUGACUCCUUGGUGUUUCACUACUCUGGUCAUGGUUCACGGCAGAGAAACUACAAUGGUGAUGAAGUUGAUGGAUACGAUGAAACUCUGUGUCCCCUGGACUUCGAAACUCAGGGUAUGAUUGUUGAUGAUGAAAUCAAUACAUCAAUUGUUAAACCUCUUCCCCAUGGAGUUAGGCUCCACGCAAUAAUAGAUGCUUGUCAUAGUGGCACUGUACUAGAUUUGCCAUUCCUCUGCAGAAUGAGCAGGAGCGGACAGUAUGUAUGGGAGGAUCAUCGGCCUAGAUCAGGCGUGUGGAAAGGAACAAGUGGUGGAGAAGUUAUUUCCUUCAGUGGUUGUGAUGAUGAUCAAACUUCAGCUGAUACAUCUGCUUUAUCAAAGAUUACAUCAACUGGUGCUAUGACUUUCUGCUUUAUCCAAGCCAUCGAGCGUGGACAAGGGAACACAUAUGGGAGCAUACUGAAUUCCAUGCGAUCUACCAUUCGGAGUACAGGUAGUGGUGGUGGGCUUAGCGGUGGCAGUGAUGUUGUUACAACUCUUAUUGGCAUGCUUAUGACAGGAGGCAGUGCUGGUGGUGGGCUAAGACAGGAGCCUCAAUUAACUUCCUGCCAGCCAUUUGAUGUGUAUACUAGACCUUUCUCCCUUUGAUUUUUUGUGUCCAUAAAUUGAUUUAUUCUCACAUUUACUGUAUUCAUGAGUAAUAAAGUUUUUAUUAUUUUUUUGUUAAUCUUUUCCUCUUCGGUUGACAAAACUGUCCGUUUUAAUGAGAGUGAAACAAAGUGUGUUAAAUUUUCCUGCAUCA